Molecule: messenger RNA, 456 nt
Organism: Pseudomassariella vexata
Lineage: Eukaryota; Fungi; Ascomycota; Sordariomycetes; Amphisphaeriales; Pseudomassariaceae
Exons: 2
Coding region: 1-456 (151 amino acids)
Source: RefSeq, a predicted model, not a curated record
AUGAAGUCCUUCGCAGCAAUUUCCACCCUCCUCCUCACUGCCAUCUCGGCCGCUCCCGUUGAGCAGCGCCAGGCAACUGAAUUCGACGUCACCGGCUUCAGCGCGAACACCACCCCGCACGGCACCGCCGCAUACAUCUCCUACACCCUCGACAUCCCGGGUAUCCUGAACACACAAUGCUCCUACCACGACACCACCUCCGUGACCAACCUCCCCGACGUCCCCUUCCAGCCCUGCGACGACCCGUCCGUAGAAUGGCAGUUUCACCACGAGCCCUCGCAGCCGGGCGGCAAUGGUCCCUACCUGAUUGUCAUCACCUACGCUGAUGGGACGGGACGCAAGGUAGCUGGGUGGAAGGAGUUCCCGGCUAGCGAGUUCCCUGUUGAGCAGUAUGGGGCUUCAUUUGCGCAGUUUUAUCGCGGAGAGCCGGAUUUUGUUAUCAGUAACCUGUCUUAG